Messenger RNA from Camelina sativa (false flax), 1698 nucleotides. The record is from RefSeq and is a predicted model, not a curated record. Lineage: Eukaryota; Viridiplantae; Streptophyta; Magnoliopsida; Brassicales; Brassicaceae.
UUAAGUUAAUUUGUUUUAGCUGAGUUUUUAUUGAGAAAGAGGAAGAGAGGAAACACAAAAUUAGGGCAAAAUUGCGUGCGAUAUCUUUUUUUUUUUUGGUUUUCACAGCGUCUUUGAUGUGUUUCACUUUUCGUCUUCUUCAUCGUGUUCCUCUUUGAUUAGCGGCUUUGUAGUGUUGGUUUGCAAAUAAUCUUUUGGAUGAAGGAACCUUUACAGAAGAAGAAGGUGGUCGUUCGCCACUUGCCCCCUUCUCUUUCUCAGUCCGAUCUCUUGUCCCAGAUUGAUCCUCGUUUCGGUGAUCGUUACAAUUGGGUUUCGUUUCGUCCCGGGAAGUCCAGCUUUAGGAAUCAGAAGUGUUCACGGGCCUACGUAGCUUUCAAGGCACCAGAAGAUGUUUAUGAGUUCGCUGCAUUUUUCAACGGGCAUGUGUUUGUUAAUGAAAAGGGUGCUCAGUUUAAGGCUAUAGUUGAAUAUGCACCUUCACAGCGUGUGCCUAAACCGUGUGACAAGAAAGAUCCUCGUGAAGGGUCUAUUAGCAAAGACCCUGAUUAUCUGGAAUUCCUUAAAGUGAUUGCUCAACCUGUUGAGAAUCUCCCUAGUGCUGAGAUCCAGUUGGAAAGAAGAGAAGCUGAGCAGUCUGGUGCUGCUAAAGCGGCUCCCAUUGUUACCCCUCUUAUGGAAUUCAUACGUCAAAAACGUGCUACUGUGAUGGGAUCCCAGGGUUUAUCAGAUGUCCGAAGAGGAGGUAGAAGAGCCAGAGCAGUCUCUGCUAACAAGCCAAGUCCAAGGCCCUCCAAACGAAACAUUGAAAAGAAAAAGUAUGUGGAAAAAGAAAGCUCAAAAAAUGUUUCCCGGAAGGUUGCAUUAGAUGUUGGCAGCUCUAAGCAAGAAUAUCAUCAGCAGAAUACAAGUGGAAAGGAAAUACCAGAAAAGGAUAGUGCCUCUGUCCUAGAUAGUUCUCUCCCAGGGAUUGCAUUGACUAUGGAUUCUGGGAAGAAAAAGAUUUUGCUCCUGAAACCGAAAGACCGAGACAAUCCUGAUAACCCUCCACCACAACAAGAACAGCAUAGAGAAACCAAUCUUUCUGGAAACUUCACGGCUUCAAGACAAAAUCAGAAAAUUGAUGUUGGAGGGAGGUUGAUCAAGGGAAUUCUUCUGAGAAGUGACCCAAGACCGAGCCAGUCUUCAACUUUUGUCCAGCCUGAGCAAAGAAUGGAACCCUCGGAAGCAGAAACCUACAAACGACCCCCUCGGUCAGCCAACACUCGAGCAGGGAAAGAUUAUUCUGUUACCAACAGUGAGAAACAAGAGAGGCGUACAAGAAACAAGGACAGACCUGAUCGUGCUGUGUGGGCUCCUCUUCGUCGUGAUGGGUCCAAUAUCAGCGAGGAUCUACCGCUAUCCUCAGCAGCAAACAAUGGUGAAGUGAAAGAAAGAAUAUACUCUCAAAGAUCUGGAGAAGUGAUGAACUCGUCUGGUGGACACACUCUCGAGAAUGGUUCUACUAGACAUUCUAGUCGUCGUGUUGGAGGUCGCAAUAGAAAAGAAGACGUGAUUACUGGUGAGGGUAAAUCAUCCCGGAGAGGAGGUGGUGGUGGUUCUAAUUCACAUGAGGCAAGCUACCAAAGCCUUUUACUACAUCUUAAAAUAUGCACCAGCAAUGGCUAUCUCCAUUAUUUCUGGUCUCACACUAUAUAA